GAUUCAGACUUAAUUAUCCCGGCGUUCCAGCAGCUGAGUUCAGGCUGGAACACACAUCGACUUCAAAGGCAGAGGGAAUCGAAGGUGCUCCCCAGCUUUGGACACUUCCUGCGCUUGAGAUGCGAGGGAAGACGGUGCUGGUCGCCUGGGGAUGCUUCCUCCUGUGGAAUCUCUACGUCUCACCCUCUCAGACCACGUACCCCGGGAUCAAGGCAAGGGUCACUCAGCGGGCACUGGACUAUGCUGUUCAAGCUGGGCUGGAGAUGAUUGAGGAGAUGAUAAAGGAAAAGAACAUCCCAGAUUUAAAAGGGUCUGAAUCUCUUGAAUUUCUGAAGAUUGAUUAUGUGGACUACAAUUUUUCAAACAUAAAAAUCAACGCCUUCUCGUUUCCAAACACUUCACUAGCCUUCGUGCCUGGGGUGGGAAUCAAAGUCCUGACCAACCACGGCACAACCAACAUCAGCACAGAUUGGGAAAUCAGGUCUCCACUUUUCCAAGACUCAGGAGGAGCUGAUCUGUUUCUCUCUGAAAUCUACUUUACUGGUAUCAUUAUCCUGACCCAGAAUGACUUUGGCCACCCAGCUCUGAAGCUCCAGGACUGCUUUGCCCAAGCCAGCCAUGCCCAUGUCUCAUUUUCUGGAGAUCUCAGUGUCCUGUAUAACUCCUUUGCUGAACCCAUGGAGAAACCCAUUUUAAAGAAUUUAAAUGGAAUGCUCUGUCCCAUUAUCACAAAUGAAGUGGAAGCACUGAAUGUCAACCUCAGCACGCUGGAGGUUUUAACCAAGAUCGACAACUAUACUCUACUGGAUUAUUCCCUGGUUGGUCCUCCAGAAAUCACUGAGCAUUACCUUAACCUGAAUCUGAGGGGCGUAUUCUACCCUCUGGAAAACCUGGCCGACCCCCCCUUCUCGCCAGUUCCUUUUGUGCUUCCGGAACGCAGCGACUCUAUGAUCUACAUUGGAAUCUCCGAGUAUUUCUUUAAAUCUGCUUCCUUUGCUCAUUUCGUAGCUGGGGCCUUCGGUGUCACCCUCUCUACCAAGGAGAUUUCCAAGCAUUUCAUUCAGAACUCUCAAGGUCUUGGCAACGUGCUUUCCCAGAUUGCAGAGAUCUACAUCUUGUCCCAGCCCUUCAUGCUGCAGAUCAUGGCCACGGAGCCUCCCACGGUCAACUUGCAGCUGGGCAACUUCACCCUGGACAUCCCUGCCUCCAUCAUGAUGCUCACCCAACCCGAGAACUCAACGGUCCAGUCCAUUGUCUCCAUGGACUUCGUUGCUAGUACCAGUGUGGGCCUGGCUAUUUUGGGACAAAGACUGAUCUGCUCAUUGUCUCUGAAAAGAUUCCGCCUGACUGUGCCAGAGUCCAACCGCAGUGAUAUCAAGAUCUUGAGGUUUGAGAAUAUUCUGUCCUCCAUUCUUCACUUUGGAGUCCUCCCACUGGCCAACACAAAAUUGCAGCAAGGAUUUCCUCUGCCCAACCCACACAAGCUCUCAUUCGUCAAUUCAGACAUCGAAGUUUUGGAGGGUUUCCUUUUGAUUUCCACCGACCUGAAGUAUGAAACUUCCUCAAAACAGCAGCCAAGUUUCCAUGGUUGGGAAGAUCUGAGCCUGCUAAAUGGACAGUGGAUGAGGAAAGCAGCCCCUUGACUGCCUGUUCACCACACCCCCUGAGGAAUCGAAUGGCCCUUAAUCCCACAGUAACUGUAAGACUAUGCACACUGGAAUCUUAAAACCCUUGUGCAUGACUUAGGCCGAAAGUUAUCCCUGGGCAGGCUUCUGGGACCCAGAGUGAGGCCCACUGGGUUAAAGGGCUAAAUACAGGGGUACGUGCUGUGUGGAGGGGCAAGGGUUUGUUUGUGAGUGUGUGCAAGCUAUGUGCCUGUGUUUAUAAGGUUCCAGGGACAAGAGCUACACAUAUAUUUAAACCAAGUGGGUCAGCAACUCUUUAAGUUUGUAUUUGUAUUGGUUGUUAUCAAUUCAGAUCCUCCAGCUCCUUAGAGUUUCCCCUACCUGCAUGUUGGAUUUUAUGUUUUUUAUUCACUGUUACCAUCCCCUGUGUUUAAUUAAAAUUGUUUUCUAUCAA
Messenger RNA from Sciurus carolinensis (gray squirrel), 2079 nucleotides. RefSeq names its product BPI fold containing family C (gene Bpifc). The transcript is spliced from 16 exons. The record is from RefSeq and is a predicted model, not a curated record. NCBI's taxonomy places the organism in Eukaryota, Metazoa, Chordata, Mammalia, Rodentia, Sciuridae. Gene Ontology annotation, molecular function: lipid binding. The coding region runs from base 120 to 1643 and encodes 507 amino acids.